AUGGAAGACGAGCCAAUCUUGCUCCCACUCGUGCUUCCUGGGAGCGCAGAGGUAAUCUCAGAGGCAUGUAACAACGCAAAAACUACCGCGCUAGCGGGAUGGAAACCGUCCAACUCCGGCGCUGAAGUCGCUUCAGUGGCGAUGGGCUGCGAGGACGGAUCCAUAUUUAUUUUUGGACCAGAUGUCCCCUCUACUCCCGCUACCGUCCAUGAUAGCAAAUCUCACUCGGUUGCAUGGCCACCCUCGCCAGUCCCGUCCAGUGUGGGGUCUUCGUACUUCAAACCGACAUCUUCCACCAAGCCAACUACAUUGCAGCCAUCAAAAUCACGCGUACAGGCAGGCAUAUCAAAGGAGCAAGUCGAAGCGCCAAAGAACUAUGUGGACUAUGAUGACGAGCCAGCAAAACUCAAAUCAUUACUCAAGGCCCGCGAACCGGUCAAAGAUCGUGGGCUGCUGGACAAUCUCAUUCCCGCAUUACACAUAGGUCACCAUCAUCAUCGAGGAAGUAGUUCCGAAAAUGCUUCUCAAGCUAUCGAUAAACAGUCCUCCUACUCCCAAGUAUCAGUUCAUGCUUCGUCAACUUCAACUUCCCCACCGGCUUCACCUACCGCCGCAAACCAGCGUCGUACCGAGUCAUAUUUCCAGUCCCCCAUCUCGGAAGGUUGGGUGCUGAAAGUCCACGCCAUGCCCCCGAGGCUUGCAUUCGGGAGGGCGGUGACCGCUCUCGCGUACCUAGAGGAAGGCUCCACGUUAGUGUCUCUUCAAGAAUGCGGGACUUUGUGCCUCUACUCCUCCGCCGAUGGGGCUUGCCUAUCGUCCAUGCAAAUUACCAGCACCUCAUCCAUAAAGCCACCUACCAACAUGCCAGCCAUUGAGGGCUCACUCAAGGGCGUAUGGAAGUGGAAAAAGUUAGCAUAUGGGAGCGUGGCAGAGACUAGAUUCCUGUUUGUAGCCGCUGCCGAUAUUACGACCACCUGGGACGAACCUAUUCACAAAACACGCAUAGCCAUUAUCAAAGUUAAAACUUCCGCGGAACGCGACUCCUCCGUGGCGUCGGAGUAUCUGAGCAAGAUUGGUGAAUGGGUUGUUGACUGUGCAUUGGAGACGGUGGGAAUGGUUGAGGAUCCAGCGGGCCUCCCCGUGUUCUAUCAUACUACCCUAUCUCAUCAGUUGAUAUUCCACAAGAUACACAUACUGGACAAGGUCAAAGUUCACAUCCCACCGCUCGAGGAAGAAGCGUCUGGCAGCUCCAUAAGCCUCCCGCUGACAACUAUACCUAUCCCAAAUCCAUUCAAGUCACGUCGUCCACGAGGUACCAGACCAAAGUCUGUAUACGAUAUACGGACAAACGAGGAAGGACGGGUGGAACUUGAACCCAUGGGCGAUCCAAUUCCUACUGGUUUUUCCGAGGCUGAUGAACCUACUAUCAUCCUCAAUAACAUGAAAAACGAACAGCCAAUCAUCAUUUAUACCACCAAUUGUGCCAAUGUUUUUAUAGUUCAGGAUGGAAAAGUUGUGUUUGUAGAGCAAGCAAAAGUAUCAAAUAUUCUCGAGGCCGUGAUUUAUGCGAGUGGAGCGUUCUCGCUUUGCGGAGAGGACAAGACAUACACAUUCAAUUUUGGUCAUGGUCAGAAUGGCAGUUGCCAUCUGGAGUUAUCUGGCACUCGCCCGAACGACGUAAACGAAUUCACGGCUACCAUCGACGAUUGCAUUAUCAAAACGUCCAAGAACACUCGCGGUCUGCGACGAAUACACUUGGCAAUGUACUUGAACGACAAGCCCAAGAAGUUAUGGAAGAGCAGGGCAACCUCCUCUAGUUGCUUCAUCACAAGCUUACUCUCUAUUGAUCUUACCACCAUCAUCCUUGGAUACGAUGACGGUUUCAUACGGAGAGCCUCUUUAUCGGAAGUCAUGGCUCCAAAUGAAAGCGCCAAAGUAUGCGGAGAGCCCUCGGAUCAGGCGUUGGAUGGAAAAAUUGUGCACCUGAGCCUUGCACGCAAUGAACGCUCGGGGGAAUAUUUCAUUGUUGGGGGAACAGACAGCGGCGUAGUUGCCGUCUGGGCUCUCCAAUCACUUCGUCUCGUUGCGCGAUGGACGCUGUUUGCCACACCGCUCGUUUCGGUCAUCCGCUUGAUGGACGAUGCUGUAGGUCGGCUCAAGGGAUCAAUAAUGUGCGUAGCAAACGGAGGCACAACCGCAUUGCUUCUUCUUGACUCUCUGGAGAUAGCAUUUACUGUACCUGGUGGCCCAGCUCGACUAGAGAAGGUCUGCAUAGGAGAGGAUAAUCUCAUGUUGAUCUAUUCAAACGAUACUGGCCGACUUUGGGACAUCAAGACGCAAGAGUUCUGGCGCUCGAUGACUCGGGACAAGGCGGAAGAGUUGUUGGAACAGGGUGGAUGGGUUGAAUGCUUAGUCGAACCAGGGGGGCCUUCAUUUUCUACCCCAGCCCUGGGGUGCCUUCAGAGGUCGUUUACCUCGCUUGAUACAUCGAGGACUAUGAUCAUCGACCUACGGCACAUCAUGAGCGUGGGAUCUGUGAAGUCCGAACCAUCUACCCUUAGCCCUGGUCAAUCAGAGCUCUACAAGUGUCUGCUUUCUUACUACCUAACAACUGGUCUCGAUGAAGCCAUUGACGAUGAAAUCGUCAAUAAACUAGAGAUUGCGGUGAUGCAUCCGUACAAUGGGUUAUGCGGCUUUGGUGGCGCAGCGGUACUGUUCAACCAUACAUCUCCCCGCUCCGCAUGGACUCUUUCGUCAAUAGCAACUACUAUGCGCCUUUUGGCCAUUUGCUCGAUUUUGCGCGCCUGGAUGGACGAACACGUAAACACAGUCUCGAUGUAUUACACGACUUCACUUCAAGAGACCGUUGGGAAGCAAUAUCAGCCACCGUUGCUUACGGAUAUUAGAACUUGUGCACGAAACAUCUUUGAUGCGACCGUCGGGCAGAUGAGCGACGAGGCUGUGGUCGCGACCGUAGAAGAAUUUAGGCAUCGCCUUCCAUGCCUGCAACCAGACGUUCAUAAAGAGUCUCCCUGGGCAGUAAUCGCACUUCUUGUCGUCGGCAAUAUUGCCAUCGCCAGACAUGCCGAACUCCCGCCUAAUGUCGUGACUGAUGUCGCAAAUUCGAUUGCAAUGUUUCUGCAUGACGAGUCCUCAGCGCACCGUAUCAUUGGAAUUGACUUGUCGUCGCGUGGACUGCAAAUAUGGCAAGCAUAUACGGACACGAUGGAAAUCCUCAGAUCUCUCUUCGACCUGGCGUCCACCACUCGCAAGGAUGCCGAUCUGCCUAGCAUCCGCAACGAAGCCACCCAGGCAAGGCUGGCCGUUCUUCACGUCGCGACGACUUGUACCCAUCUCUUCAUGACAAAACUGCUUCUUGAUGUCACACAACCGAGAACACCAGCACAUAGCCGCUCGAUUAUGCAACUCUUGGCCUUCCUUAUUCGAAAGAAACCCUUGGUUCUAUAUCAUAACAUUCCUCGUUUGAUGGAGGCAGUCGUCAAAUGUAUAGAUCCAAACUCGGCUCUCCGCGAAACAGUGUUAGAUGCUGUGACUGGUAUACUCUCCGAGGUCGUCAGAGUAUAUCCCACCGUGGAUUUCCAUCCGGCAUCUCAAAAAUUGGUGGUGGGCACGAACGAGGGGGCAGCUAUUCUUUACGACCUCAAGACUGCCACCCGGCUUUACGUCCUAGAGGGGCACAAGAAGCGCAUAUCUGCCUGCAGUUUCUCGCCAGACGGGCGUCGAUUAGUAACCGUGUCUCUCGAGGAGAGUGUCGUCAUGGUGUGGAAGGUUGGGUCUUCAUUUACCAGCUUCUUUUAUCCGGGCGCACCCCCUCGGCAAGGACAUUCGGGCUCAGAGCCAUUCAAGACGUUGAACUUCAAUGUUGGGUCAGAAGGUGAAACGAUCAAGCUCAAUGCUGGCAGUAGCUGA
Molecule: messenger RNA, 3930 nt
Organism: Serendipita indica DSM 11827
Lineage: Eukaryota; Fungi; Basidiomycota; Agaricomycetes; Sebacinales; Serendipitaceae
Source: the annotation of a GenBank genome assembly